UCUCACUGCUUUUGUUCAGAGUUUUCAUUAAAUGUGGCUCGGAGCCUUUAUAUGUCCGUGCUGCUGCGGGAACAAUGGAUCCGAGCCAAGUACGAAAGGAAGGAAUUCCUGAGUGUGGAGAGGCAGGAGCCCUACUCGGCAGGCUACAGAGAGGGGUUUCUAUGGAAACGAGGCAGAGACAACGGACAGUACCUCAGCCGAAAAUUUAUUCUGUCUGAACGGGAAGGUGUUUUGAAGUACUUCAACAAGCAUGAUGCCAGAGAACCCAAAGCGAUAAUGAAGAUCAAUACUGUGAAUGCCACUUUUCAGCCAACAAAAAUCGGCACUGCCCACGGCCUGCAGAUUACCUAUUUGAAAGACAACAGCACAAGGAAUAUCUUUGUGUACCAUGAAGAUGGAAAGGAAAUGGUGGACUGGUUCAAUGCCAUAAGAGCAGCUAGGUUUCACUACCUGCAGGUGGCUUUUCCUGGAGCGUCUAACUCUGAUUUGUUGCCAAAGCUAACCAGAAACUACAUCAAGGAGGGUUACAUGGAGAAGACUGGUCCGAAGAUGUUUUAA
This is a messenger RNA of Plectropomus leopardus (leopard coralgrouper), 558 nucleotides long. The record is from RefSeq and is a predicted model, not a curated record. Lineage: Eukaryota; Metazoa; Chordata; Actinopteri; Perciformes; Serranidae.